AUAAUGGUUCGCACCAAACAAACGGCGAAAAAGUCCGCUCCAGCGCCCUCUAAACUGAGGAAACUGGAAGCGAAACGUAACUCGCUGAUGAAAAAACGAACUUCACAACCUGAGCAAAAGAUCAAAAAACGUCGAUUCAAGCCAGGUCAGAGAGCUCUUAUACAGAUCCGUAAAUUGCAAAGAACAACUGAUUUGCUAAUACCACGCGCACCGUUCAUGCGUUUGGUGCGUGAGGUUGCCAGACAGGUUGCACCGAAGAUGGUGGAUCUGCGAUUCCAAGCUUCUGCUAUCUCGGCAAUACAGGUUUGUCGCUCUCGUUUUUUGAAAUUCUGA
Molecule: messenger RNA, 333 nt
Organism: Anisakis simplex (herring worm)
Lineage: Eukaryota; Metazoa; Nematoda; Chromadorea; Rhabditida; Anisakidae
Source: the annotation of a GenBank genome assembly